Molecule: messenger RNA, 1239 nt
Organism: Penicillium brevicompactum
Lineage: Eukaryota; Fungi; Ascomycota; Eurotiomycetes; Eurotiales; Aspergillaceae
Exons: 5
Biological process (GO): transmembrane transport
Molecular function (GO): transmembrane transporter activity
Source: RefSeq, a predicted model, not a curated record
AUGUUGAACCGACUCAUUCAUGAUGAGCCAUGGGGAGCUCAGUGGAGGUCCUCUAUGUAUUUUGUUGUUGCGACGAUGGCAGUGGCUUUGCUAACGGACAUGUAUUUGUACGGAUUCCUGGUACCACUGCUUCCAUACGUCCUGGAACAUCGUCUGGGGCUCGACGAGGCCCUCACUCAGCGCUUCAGCACGGCAUUGUUAUCUCAGAACGCUCUGAUAAUGGUCGUUGCAAGCCCUUUCAUCGGAUCGCACGCCGAUCGCUCGGGCGCAAAACGUGCAUGGCUUCUGAGCGGACUUGGAGGUGCUCUGCUCGGGUCUUUGGUUAUCGCGCUUGCGACUUCUGUCUUCACCUUGUUUGCAGGAAGGCUCAUCCAGUCUUUUGCCAGUACUUCUGUCUGGGUCGUGGGAUUUUCAACACUUGCGGACCAUGUCCCCGCAAAUCAAAUUGGCAGGAUGUACGGCUUCGUGACCGUUGCCGUUGCAAUUGGGACUUCAGCCGGGCCGCUAGUCAGCGGAGUGCUGUUCGACCUUGGCGGGUACUGGGUGGCCUGGUCAAGUGUGCUAUUCAUCGUGAUAGUUGAUGUGAUAAUGCGAUGUCUGAUGAUAGAUAACACGGCGCGGGAUAGAGCCGCCCACAUAAAGUCGGACGAAGAAGAAUCUGAAAGACAGACAUUGCUAUCACCUUCAACGGAUAGCGAGGAAGAACAAACUUCUAGGACAGAGAAGACAGGCAUCCACUUCUACAAGACCUUGCUUAGCAAUGGCCGUUUCAUAGGAGGCAUCGCCUGUUAUUUGUGCUUUGCAAUCCUAACAGCCAGCUUUGACGCGACACUCCCUCUUCACCGUGCCCAUCGGCUGGCUGAAGGAUCAAGUGGGUACACGAUACCCGACCACGAUUGGCUUUGCGCUGCUCGUACCUUUGUUGUGGGCGAUCGGGAUCCCGGGGACGAACGGUUUCCCUGGGCCAGUGCAGGGAAAUUCGGACCGACCAUGUACAGUGUUGCAGUGUGCGGUGCAGGGGUUGUGAUUUGUCUAUUGAAUGGGGUGGGGAUGAUGGAAGCGACUCAGGCCGUGGAUGAGAUUCAAGGGAGGAGUCCUGGGAUCUUUGGACGGAAUGGUGGGUAUUCCCGAGCCAUCUCGUUAGUAAGCAUGAGCUGGACGGCGGGGAUGUUCAUUGGGCCCAUUUUGGCGGGAUACGGCGUGGAGCAAAUCGGAUAUUAUGGCAUGAACUGUGUUCUG